AUGUGGGGUCCGGGAAUAGCAUCCUGCAUCUUCCGCUUCAUUUGUCACAUUCCCACGGGAAUGAUGGGCUUUGACGGCAUACAUAUCUACGAGCAGGCGAAGAGUUUAGGGAAAAUCUACGAUGUCAUCCCGCAGGGUUGGAACUUCCUACGGGGCCUGCAUAUCAUUGGCAUCGCGGGGGUGAUAACAUUUGGCUGGAACAUCUUCCAAUUCUGCGCGUCCCCGUUCUGCCGCGGAAAUCUCCUCGGCACCGUAGGGUUGGUCGAUUUGAUUCUCACAUUUUCACUACUCGUCGGUCUCGUGAUGCAGCACCUGUUCCUCCCCGGGACGUAUGGCGUCUGUGACGGCGCUGCCGACUGGAAGAACGGCACCGACGGGCGCGAAUCGGUCAACUUCUUCAUUGUGGCCAGCAGAUCGAGCGGAUUUGAAAGUUAUGGCGGGCUGAAUGGCAUCUGCCACACAAUGGUCCAAAACUGGGUCAUCAGUAUUGUCGUCAUAAUACUCUACCUGAUAUGUGGUCUUGUCAACGUUGUCAUUGGUUUUGGCGACGAGCGUACACUUGAAUGGCUCCUACGGGUCCGGGAAAAUGACUCGCCAGCCUCACCACGAUGGCUUUUCAGCGACUAUGGCUUUGUGAACCUCGCACUGGCCCUACCUACGGCCGUUAUUCAAGCAGGGAUCCAUACCCCAAGAGUUGGGUACUUUGCCUUUCGAUAUGUUUGCAAAAUCCUUGCGCGGACGAAGAGGGGAGGAAAUAUCCAUCUACAGACAGCCCUCUUAGGUGACAAGGACACCACCGCACAAAUGGGAGAGUUCCGCCAACAUACGUGCCGGCCCAUCUGCUCCAAGUGCCUGUACAAGAACCACUGCCAGGUGAGACCCAAGUCCGGACGACGAAGACGAUACGAGUACAACAACUACGGCAGGAGAUAUCCGAACGCUGAUAUCGAGAUGAACGGUGCCGACGUCUCGCCUUUCCAGCAGAAGGAGGUAUGCCGUGUCUGCGCCCGUAAAUCGCCAGACGAGCGAUUGAGAAUAAUCGAUUCGCAGGAUAUGCUCGAGGUCCACCGGCUGACCAGGCUUCCACUCGCUUGCGAUGAAUGCAAGGAACUGCUGCCAGCAACAGGGGUGCGGUGGUGGAUAGACGCCGAAACUGGAAGGGAGUGUGGCUGGUCUGGUCAUCCUCCCUGGGCUAUGAAUUAG
Molecule: messenger RNA, 1203 nt
Organism: Aspergillus pseudoviridinutans
Lineage: Eukaryota; Fungi; Ascomycota; Eurotiomycetes; Eurotiales; Aspergillaceae
Exons: 5
Coding region: 1-1203 (400 amino acids)
Source: RefSeq, a predicted model, not a curated record